Setaria italica (foxtail millet) is the source of this 7638-nucleotide messenger RNA. RefSeq names its product putative leucine-rich repeat-containing protein DDB_G0290503. The transcript has 4 exons. The record is from RefSeq and is a predicted model, not a curated record. Gene Ontology annotation, molecular function: actin binding. The coding region runs from base 387 to 7412 and encodes 2341 amino acids. Lineage: Eukaryota; Viridiplantae; Streptophyta; Magnoliopsida; Poales; Poaceae.
AAAUCACAAAAAGGCAGGCCGCGCUCAGGUAGAUGCUGCAGAGGCUUCAAAAGGACAAGGCGAGAGUUGCUCACUUGUGUAGUUGUGCGCAUUUGUAACGCUGCCCACACAUCAGAGAGCCAGAGCCUAGUGGAGAAGAAGCCUCUGGGGCAGGUUCUCUGCGGCCUCUGCUUGCUUCGUCGAGCAAGCGAUUCAUCCUAGCCUUCAGAUCUUGUUUCGGGUUCAAGAAGUUGUGGGAGAUAGCUGUAGAGGAGGAGAAGGCGGCACUUCGGCGGCGCAAAGCUAUUCAGGAUUGCAGCAUCAUACGACCUCAGCUAUGAUCAAUUUUGUCUGAGAAAGAUUUCCUGCAAAGAAAUAGUAAAGCUUGUGGAGACAAGAACGCCAUUAUGACAAAGAAACACAAAAUUAGGAAAUCCAAGUAUCUUCUUGAGAGCAAAAAGGAUGUUGAUGAGAAUGUGGAGAACAUUUUGCGAAUGAUAGGAGAGGAGACCGAGCAGACUGAGAAUGAAAAAGAUGAUUAUGGAAAUCCUGUCAAGAAAUUAAAGCUGUCUUCCCUUGUGAGGGGCUUCCAUGAGGACUAUCAAUACCUUCACAAGCACUACAAGCAACUAAUUAGCAAACUAGAAAAUGUUGGCUACAAUUUCUCUGGUUCAGAUUCAUCUGAUUCAGACACAGAAGGAGACAGCUCAGACAAUGAUGUCACUGCACCAAAAGUAGCAGUGAAGGAAGAAAACAACCUAUACCAUAAGCCUACUGAGCAUCAUAACAUGGAAGCAGAGAUUGAGAAGCUGAAACAAAGUACAGAAGAACAGGCCAAGGAAAUAUCUGAUCUGAAGCAGCUAAUUGAUAAAGCAAUCAAAGAUAAAGAAGCUACAAGUUCAGAGAUUGCAAAUUUGUCAUCUGAGAAUGAAAAUAUGAAAUUGUUAGUUGAAACUGCAAAAAGGGAGGAAGGAAAAUUGCUUAACACCGUAAAAUCCAAGGAGACUGAGGUCACAACAUUGUCUUGUGAGAAGAAGAUUAUUGAAGAAGAGAGAGAUAACCUGAAGAUGUUAAUUGUAGACAUGGAGAAGGAGAAGGAAGAUCUGAGGAAUAAGCUGAAUGAAACAAUGGACAAAUGCAACCUCCUAUCAGCAGAAGUUGAGAAGGCCCAACAGGCUGAGAAAGAAGUGCAGACCUUGUUGGAAGAAAACCAGAAGCUGAAGAAUGAUAACUUGAUGCUAUUGGUUGAGCAUGAUAACCUGAAAGCACUUCAUCAGAAUUUAGAUGUUGAGUGCUUUCAACUGAAGGCAGCCAUUGCAGAAAUCACCGCUAAAAAUGAAUCCUUGAUCACAGAAAAUCAUUCAGCUGAAAGAAAACUCCAGCAACUGGGGUUAGAGAUAGAAGGCCUUAAAGUGGAGGCCGCAGAGCUAAUGAACAAUCUGGACAAGGAGCGUCGUACUGCAGCAGAAGAAAAAGAAAGACUAGUAUCAGAAAAUUCAAUGUACUUGAAUGAGUUAGAGAAGGCACAGUCUAGUGUUAAAGCUCUAGAAAACGAACUGAAAUCAACAAUAAAUGUUAUGAAUAGUAAUAUUGCCGAGCUACAGAAAGAUAAUGAUUCUGCCACAUCAGAGAUAGAGCAGCUAGAGGCUUCUUUGAUGAAUCUUAAGACUGAGCUAGCACAACAACUUGAGCGGAUUUCAGAUAUGCAGAAGACUAAUGAAGGCCUGGAGCUGGCAAAUUCUAACCUGCAUAAUGAAAUUGUUGAAUUACAAGGACAAAAAAAUGAAGCUGCUGCUUCAGUUAUUAAUCUUGAGAGCAAGUUAGAACAACAAGUCCAAGAGAUUUCAAAUCUUCUGGAGGCCAACAAAGACCUCAAAGCAGCCAAGACUGAUCUGUAUAAUGAGGUUACAAUACUGCAAGAGGAGAAAAAUACAGCACUCACUCAGUUACAGCAAUCAGAGGCUAACAUUAAGAAACUUCAAAGUGACCUGGUACAACAGCAAAAUCAAAUUUCACUUUUCCAGCGAGAAAAUGAAGAGCUGCAGAAUACAAAUUCUAGUUUACACAAGCAACUUGAAGAGAUAAGGACUACUCUGCAAGAUGAGAUCAUUGUGCUACAAGGAGAGAAGGAAGAGGCCAUUAACAACUUACAUCAGUCAAAUGAUUCAGUCAAGACCUUAGGAGCUCAGUUAAAGCAGGCAGUUGAACAAAUUUCUGUUCUGCAGCUUGCUAAUGAAGACCUACAAAAUAGUAACUCACAGUUGAAGAUGCAACAAGAACAGGCGAAGUUUAGUCACCAAGCUGAAAUAUUAGCACAACAAGAUGAAAAGAACAAAAUAAUUUCAGAUCUGCAGCAGUCUGAGGCUUCUAUUAAGAAUCUUGUAAGUAAUAUUGCCGAGCUACAAAAGGAUAAUGAUUCUGCGACAUCAGAGAUAGAGCAGCUAGAGAUUUCUUUGAUGAAUCUUAAGACUGAGCUAGCACAACAACUUGAGAGGAUUUCAGAUAUGCAGAAGACUAAUGAAGGCCUGGAACUAGCAAAUUCUAACCUGCAUAAUGAAAUUGUAGAAUUACAAGGACAAAAAAAUGAAGCUGCUGCUUCUGUUAUUAAUCUUGAGAGCAAGUUAGAACAACAAGUCCAAGAGAUUUCAAAUCUUCAGGAAGCCAACAAAGACCUCAAAGCAGCCAAGACAGAUCUGUAUAAUGAGGUUACGACACUGCAAGAGGAGAAAAAUACAGCACUCGCUCAGUUACAGGAAUCAGAGGCUAACAUCAAGAAACUUCAAAGUGACCUGGUACAGCAGCAGAACCAAAUUUCACAUUUCCAGCGAGAAAAUGAAGAGCUGCAGAGUACAAAUUCUAGUUUACACAAGCAACUUGAAGAGAUAAGAACUAAUCUGCAAGAUGAGAUCAUUGUGCUACAAGGAGUGAAGGAAGAGGCCAUUAAUAGCUUACAGAAGUCAAAUGAUUCAGUCAAGACCCUUGGAGUUCUGUUAGACCAGCGAGUGGAACAAAUUUCUGACCUGCAGCUUGCUAAUGAAGACCUACAAAAUAGUAACUCCAAGUUGAAGAUGCAACUGGAAGAGGCGAAGUUUAGUCACCAAGCUGAAAUAUUAGCACUACAAGAUGAAAAGAACAAAAUAAUUUCAGAUCUGCAGCAGUCUGAGGCUUCUAUCCAGAAUCUUGUAAGUAAUAUUUCCGAGCUACAGAAAGAUAAUGAUUGUGCCACCUCAAAGAUAGAGCAGCUAGAGGCUUCUUUGAUGAAUCUUAAAACUGAGCUAGCACAACAGAUUGAGAGCAUUUCAGAUAUGCAGAAGACUAAUGAAGGUCUGGAGCUUGCAAAUUCUAACCUACAUAAUGAAAUGGUAGAAUUACAAGGACAAAAAAAUGAAGCUGCUGCUUCAGUUAUUAAUCUUGAGAGCAAGUUAGAACAACAAGUCCAAGAGAUUUCAAAACUUCAGGAGGCCAACAAAGACCUCGAAGCAGGAAAGAGCGAUCUGUAUAAUGAGGUUAUGGCACUGCAAGCGGAGAAAAAUGCAGCACUCGCUCAGUUACAGCAAUCAGAGGCUAACAUCAAGGAACUUCAAAGUGACAUGGUACAGCAGCAAAACCAAAUUUUACUUUUCCAGCGAGAAAAUGAAGAGCUGCAGAGUACAAAUUCUAGGUUACACAAGCAACUUGAAGAGAUAAGGACUAAUCUGCAAGAUGAGAUCAUUGUGCUACAAGGAGAGAAGGAAGAGGCCAUUAACAACUUACAUCAGUCCAAUGAUUCAGUCAAGACGUUAGGAGCUCAGUUAGAGCAGGCAGUUGAACAAAUUUCUGUUCUGCAGCUUGCUAAUGAAGACCUACAAAAUAGUAACUCACAGUUGAAGAUGCAACAAGAACAGGCGAAGUUUAUUCACCAAGCUGAAAUAUUAGCACAACAAGAUGAAAAGAACAAAAUAAUUUCAGAUCUGCAGCAGUCUGAGGCUUCUAUCAAGAAUCUUGUAAGUAAUAUUGCCGAGCUACAGAAGGAUAAUGAUUCUGCCACGUCAGAGAUAGAGCAGCUAGAGGCUUCUUUGAUGAAUCUUAAGACUGAGCUAGCACAACAACUUGAGCGGAUUUCAGAUAUGCAGAAGACUAAUGAAGGCCUGGAGCUGGCAAAUUCUAACCUGCAUAAUGAAAUUGUAGAAUUACAUGGACAAAAAAAUGAAGCUGCUGAUUCUGUUAUUAAUCUUGAGAGCAAGUUAGAACAACAAGUCCAAGAGAUUUCAAAUCUUCAGAAAGCCAACAAAGACCUUAAAGCAGCUAAGACUGACCUGUAUAAUGAGAUUACGGCACUGCAAGAGGAGAAAAAUGCAGCACUCGCCCAGUUACAGGAAUCAGAGGCUAACAUCAAGAAACUUCAAAGUGACCUGGUACAGCAGCAAAACCAAAUUUCAUAUUUCCAGCGAGAAAAUGAAGAGCUGCAGAGUACAAAUUCUAGUUUACACAAGCAACUUGAAGAGAUAAGGACUAAUCUGGAAGAUGAGAUCAUUGUGCUACAAGGAGUGAAGGAAGAGGCCAUUAAUAGCUUACAGAAGUCAAAUGAUUCACUCAAGACCCUUGGAGUUCUGUUAGACCAGCGAGUUGAACAAAUUUCUGACCUGCAGCUUGCUAAUGAAGACCUACAAAAAAGUAACUCCAAGUUGAAGAUGCAACUGGAAGAGGCGAAGUUUAGUCACCAAGCUGAAAUAUUAGCACUACAAGAUGAAAAGAACAAAAUAAUUUCAGAUCUGCAGCAGUCUGAGGCUUCUAUCAAGAUUCUUGUAAGUAAUAUUGCCGAGCUACAGAAGGAUAAUGAUUCUGCCAUGUCAGAGAUAGAGCAGCUAGAGGCUUCUUUGAUGAAUCUUAAGACUGAGCUAGCACAACAACUUGAGAGGAUUUCAGAUAUGCAGAAGACUAAUGAAGGCCUGGAGCUGGCAAAUUCUAACCUGCAUAAUGAAAUUGUUGAAUUACAAGGACAAAAAAAUGAACCUGCUACUUCUGUUAUUAAUCUUGAGAGCAAGUUAGAACAACAAGUCCAAGAGAUUUCAAAACUUCAGGAGGCCAAUAAAGACCUCGAAGCAGGAAAGACUGAUCUGUAUAAUGAGGUUAUGGCACUGCAAGCGGAGAAAAAUGCAGCACUCGCUCAGUUACAGCAAUCAGAGGCUAACAUCAAGGAACUUCAAAGUGACAUGGUACAACAGCAAAACCAAAUUUUACAUUUCCAGCGAGAAAAUGAAGAGAUGCAGAGUACAAAUUCUAGGUUACACAAGCAACUUGAAGAGAUAAGGACUAAUCUGCAAGAUGAGAUUAUUGUGCUACAAGGAGAGAAGGAAGAGGCCAUUAACAGCUUACAUCAGUCAAAUGAUUCAGUCAAGACCUUAAGAGUUCAGUUAGAGCAGCAAGUUGAACAAAUUUCUGUUCUGCAGCUUGCUAAUGAAGACCUACAAAAUAUUAACUCACGGUUGAAGAUGCAACUAGAAGAGGCGAAGUGUAGUCACCAAGCUGAAAUAUUAGCACUACAAGAUGAAAAGAACAAAAUAAUUUCAGAUCUGCAGCAGUCUGAGGCUUCUAUCAAGAAUCUUAGAAUUGAAUUGAAGCAAGGAAAAGAGCAAAUCUCAGAAAUGAAUCUAUCUAAUGAAGAUCUGACGAACAACAUUGCUAUAUUGAACAAGCAAUUGGAGGAGGUCAGGAGCAGUUUGCAUGCUGAAAUUGCACAACUACAAGCAGAGAAGGGCAUAGUUCUAUCAGAGUUACAGGUGUCUCAGGCUUCUGUCAGAAACUUGGAGAGUGUGCUAGAAAAGCAGAGUGAGAAGAUUUCAACUCUGGAUCAAGCUAAUGAUCAGUUACAGAAGAACAUAUGUACCUUGACUGAGCAAUCAGAACAAACCAAGGCUGAGCUGCAGAAGGAGGUUGAGGCAACACAAGAAGAGAAGGAUACAGCACUAACACAACUAAAGCAGUCACAGACUUCAGUACAAAAUCUUGAGAAUGAGGUGACACGACUGAAAGAGGAUCUUUCAGUUCAGCUAGAAAGCAAUUCCACCUUGGACAAGCAGUUGGAAGAAGUCAGGAGCAGUACGCAUGCUGAAAUUGCAGAACUACGUGCAGAGAAGGACGCAACGCUAUUGGAGUUACAGACGUCUCAGGCUUCUGCCAGAAAUCUUGAGAUUGCCCUUCAAACCCAAAAUGAGAACAUUUCAACUCUACAGCAAGCUAAUGAUGAGUCACAAAAGAUCAUUUGUACUUUGACCGAGCAAUCAGAACAAGCCAAGGCUGAGCUGCAGCAGGAGGUUAAGGCUACACAAGAAGAGAAGGAUGCAGUGCUAACAAAGCUGAAGCAAUCAGAGGAUUCAGUACAAAAUCUUGCGAAUGAGGUGACACAGCUGAAAGAUGAACUUUCAGUUCAGCUGGAAAACAAUUCUACCUUGGAAAAGCAGUUGGAAGAGGCAAUACUAAAAGUAUCUAACCUACAUGAGAAUCUCGAGAAGGCUCAGGCUGAAGCAGCUUGUCAAAUUGAUGACAUGAGUACAAAAACAAAAGAUCUGGAGAAGACAAUCGAUCUAUUGUCUUGUCGAAAGACCAAGUUGGAGGAGGAUCUAAAAAUUAUGAUUAAAGCAUGCAUAGUAAACAUGUCAUUUAUGACAGAAUUUGAAGAUAGAGUUACACAAAAAAUUUCGGAUUAUGAGGCUGGACUUGUGGCUCUCCACCAGAGCCUGAAAGGGGUUACUAGCAGCUGUCAGAGGCUUCAGUAUGCAUAUGAUGAGGUGUCCUCGAGGGUGUCCCAGCUCGAGAUACUUAAGAGGAGUCAGAUUGAGGAGAUAGGUCAGCUAGAGGUGAAACACACAGAAACUUUGGAGAAACAUCGACUUCUGGAAGAGGAAAAUUUGUCUGCAAAUAAGGUGAACACAAAGCUACAAAAGCAUGUCCAAGACCUUGAAGUUCAACUCCAGCUAGCCAAGCAGAAGCUUAAAGUUACCGAGGCAGAAAGCAAAUGCAAAGAAGAUAGCUACGCAAUGGCAGUGGAGACAUCACAGGCAGAGAUCCAUCGCCUUGAACAACUAGUAAAGCAGUUUUCUGGAAGAGUCAGCUUGCUGGAAGAAACUCUCAUGCAAGUAAAAGGACAUGCCGUAUCAGGGGUCAAGGUCCUGAGGAAGAAGCUACAUGAUCAGCUUGAUGAACAGAAGGAACUUGUCAAGGAGAAUGAUGAGAUGUCUGUUAGGUUGAGAGAGAAAGAAAAGUUGGUGUCAGAAAUGGUGAAGAACUCAGUUGAAGCAGAAGCAAAGAUUGUCCAGCUCGAGAAGAUGGUGGCAGAGAAAGAAGAAGAGCUAGCAGCUAGAGUGCACAAAAAGAAGCCAAGAUUGUCCACUCUUUUUUUUCGUUUCAGAAAAAAGAGUGCAGGAGAAGAGAGAAGCCAUCAAGCAGCUGAGUGACGUGAUUGCUUAACAUAAGAACUAUAGCGAUGAUCUGGUGCGCUACAUCCGCAGUCACAAUCGCCCUCGCCUCCCAUUCUGUCUGUAAAUCUGAAUGUCAGUAAACGAUGUAAAGGCUUGUAUGUAUCAUAAAUAGGGCUGAAAUACUUUCUGGAAGUAAGCCAUACUGAGUGGCUUGUGCAUUCUAUUAGCAGAGAGAACUGCUACAGUAAUUAUUUUUUAUUCA